This is a messenger RNA of Lynx canadensis (Canada lynx), 4116 nucleotides long. RefSeq names its product mitochondrial rRNA methyltransferase 1 (gene MRM1). NCBI's taxonomy places the organism in Eukaryota, Metazoa, Chordata, Mammalia, Carnivora, Felidae. Gene Ontology annotation, molecular function: RNA methyltransferase activity; RNA binding. The record is from RefSeq and is a predicted model, not a curated record. Gene Ontology annotation, cellular component: mitochondrion. Bases 218 to 1198 code for a protein of 326 amino acids. The transcript is spliced from 5 exons. Gene Ontology annotation, biological process: rRNA methylation.
CGAACCCGGAAGCAGAGUAGCCCACGUGGGAGCCGGGGAGGGGCGGCCUUGGUUAGGCUACCUGGUUGUGGGUAGUCUAAGUCGAGAAUCCAGGCUAUUCGUACUCUGAGGGGGCGAGGUAGAGACGGCCAUCGGGUCUCCUUCGCCAAUGUUGGGGACCCGGAGCGGUCCGCGGCGGGAGUGACCAAUCCUGAUGACGUAGCAGGGGGCAUCGACCAUGGCACUGCUCUGGGCCGUCAGGGACGCGACCUCGCGGUUUUCGGGUCGCCUGCUCGCGCGUCAUUCCUCUCAAGCGGCGAGGCGUGGGGAGCGGCCCGGCGGGGAGGAGCUGAGCCGCCUGCUACUGGAUGACCUGGCGCCGACCCCGCGAUCUGCGGAGGGACUGGAGCGUCUGUUUGGCCUGUCCCCUUGUCUCCUGGCUCUGCGAGCUGCUCGUCGCCGCGUGGCCAGGCUUCUGCUCCAGGCCGGCAGGUCAGGGUUGCAAGGGGAGCGGGCCGAGCUGCUCCGGGCGGCAGAGGCGCGUGACAUACCAGUUCUGCGGCCCAGACGGCAGAAGCUGGACGCCCUGUGCCGCUACCAGGUCCACCAGGGCGUCUGCAUGGAGGUGAGCCCGCUUCAGCCUCGGCCUUGGACUGAGGUCGGGGAGGCGAGGCCAGGCGACGACCCCCGGCAGCUGUGGCUUGUCCUCGAAGGGCUCCAGGAUCCCCGGAACCUUGGGGGCGUGCUGCGUUCUGCUCAUUUUCUCGGAGUGGAUAAAGUCAUCACCAGCGGGAGAAACAGCUGCCCACUCACUCCAGUAGUCAGCAAAGCCAGCGCGGGGGCUAUGGAGGUGAUGGACCUGUUCUCCACUGAUGACCUGGCCGGUUUUUUACAGGCCAGAGCCCGGGAGGGCUGGCUUGUAGCUGGCACAGUGGGCUGCCUGGGGCCUGAGAUUUCCUCGUUCUCUGAGAUCCCUGUCACUAGCUGCUUGGAGUUCCUCUGGGACCGGCCUACUGUCCUAGUGCUGGGUAAUGAGGGCUCUGGUCUGUCCAAGGAGGUACAGGCCUCCUGCCAGCUUCUCCUUACAAUCCUGCCUGGCCGGCAGCUGCCCUCUGGACUUGACUCCUUGAAUGUCUCCGUGGCUGCAGGAAUUCUUCUUCACUCCAUUUGCAGCCAGAGGAAGGGUUUCUCUGCAGAGAAGAGAGAGCAACUUCUCUAAGACCCGCAAGGAACCUCAGCCACAUCAGCAGGGCCCAGAGUGGCUCAGCACCCAGGACUGUCCUCAGAACCAGAACAAGAGAGGCAUAAUGGGGGCUGACUUGGACUGUCUGAGGUGUGUGUGCUAGAGGGCACACACAUCCACAUGAUCGAAUAUUACUGGAGUCUCUUGCCUGAGAGUGCACCCAGGCCCCUGUUUACUAGGCACUAUCUUGUAGGGCAGGAAGCUCUGCGAUGGAGACCAAAGGAAAGUUCAGUUUCCUGUUUUGAUUUUGGACUUGCGGUUGGAAGUGGCAGCUUGUUAGUCUCCAAGAUUGUGCUGGGAUAGAGGGUCUCUUUCCUCCUGGGCCCUGCCUGGAAGUCAAGACAUACAAAGGGAAUUGGGCAGCCUAGUCCAGGUGUCCUAUUCCUCUUGAACCAGUGUGAGAAUGUAGAGGAAGGCCUCGUUCCUCUUGUGGACUAGACGGGUACAGAUCCAGGCUCCAACCCUGCCUGCCCCAGUGGGGGCCUUGAGCACGAGGCUUCAUCCUGCUGUCCCUCACAGGGCUCUUUGUGAGGAUCCAAUAAAAUGUCACCUGGGCCAUUCUGUCCCAUUCUUCCACUAGAUGGCAGCCUUGCUCUUUGAUCCGUAGUCUCUUCUGGAAGUUUUUGCAGCCACCUCUGGAGAUUCCUGGCUGCGGCCCCCAGAGAGGCAAGGGAAAGAUUAGCAAACACCUCUCACCUUACUGGCCUUCCAGACCUCCUCACCAGUGACUCAUCAGUCAGUGCACCUCUGAGAAAGGAACCAAUGAACCAGAGCCCUGGCCUUUGGUUCUGUGGAGUGGUGGGGUCAGUGUUGCUGUUUAUUGUACAACCCACAUGGAUUUGGGGCUCCUCCCACAGGGUCCCACAAAUGGAGCAGAAGCCCCCGGUAUAAGUAGUUUAGAGCAGUCUUGGCUACCCAUUGGAACCACCUGGCAAUCUUUCAAAAACAACUCACACUGGGGACCCACCCCCAGAGAAUCUGAUGUAAUUGGUCAGGGGGCAACCUGGGUAUCAGGAGUUUGAAAGCCCCCCCCCCUCCUGCCCCCAAAUGAGUCUAAUGUGUAGCCCAGGCUGAGAACCACUGGAGUAGGGGCUCCAGGACCUCAGCAGUAUUGACAUUCUGGGCCAGAUAACUCUUUGUUGGAUGGCUUGUCCUGUGCCUCAUAGGAUGUUCAACAACAUCCCUGGCUUCUACCCACUGGAUGCCAGGAGCACCUCCUGCCCCCCCAGUGUGACAACCAAAAAUGUCUCCAGACGUUGCCACAUGUCCCCUGGAGGACACAAUCGCCCUCGUUGAGAACCACUGCUCUGGAGUAUGGAUCCUGGAGGACAGCAACCUAAGUUAAAGUCCUAAUUGCUCUGUCACCUUGAACAAGUUCCCUUCCCACCCGAGCCUCAGUCUCCUCAUUGGUGAAGGGGGAUCACGAGCUCAGUGCCUUCCACACAGUAGUGCUCAGUAAGAGGUACCACUCUUUUCUCUUUGGAAUGAAAUUAUCUUGGGAUUCCCAUUUAAAAAGACAUUUGAAUUUGUUUUAAAAGGGCCCAAGAUUGCACGGGCGCCUUGGUGGCUCGGUUGGUUAAGCAUCUGACUCUUUACUUCUGCUCAGGUCAUGAUCGCAUCGUUCGUGAGAUUGAGCCCCACAUCAGGCUCUGUGCUGACAGUGCGGUGCGUGCUUGGGAUUCUCUCUCCCUGUCUUUCUGCCUGUCCCCCCACUUGCUCGCUCCCUCUCAAAAUAAAUAAAUAAUAAAAUAAAAGGGCCUAAGAUUGCUUUAAAGUCAAAGUUUUUCCUCUCAAGAAAGAAGAAGAACCUUUUCAUAAAACUCCAUAGAGAUCUCUACCACAUUGGUACCCUUGAGCUGUCUGUCCCCAACUGCCACACAGAUUCUGACCCUGGCAUGUGUCAGCCUUGGGCAUAUCACACUGCCUCCCCUAUCUAUGCUGCACUCUUAGCCAAGAUCCUAAUGUGGUUUUGAACCUUGGCUACACCUUAGGUGGGGUUGGGGGUAUGUGUGGUGGUGCGGAGGGGGACAGCUUUAAUAUUCCAGCUGCCCAGAGGCAUCAGAAUGAUUAGAUCAGAAUCUCUGCGGCAGGAGCCAGGUCCCAUGUUUUUUAGAGCUCCCGGUUGAUGCUAGUAUGCUGCCAGAUCUGAGAAUCACUGGUCUUCAAGCCACCUUCUCAUGUCCAAGAAACUGCUUCCAAAUCAUUCAUACCUGUACUUUUGAGUGCAUGCCUAAAAGUUUGGGCCAGUCGGCCUUUCAUCUGUCCCUAGGUUCAGAAGAUGGUGGGUCGAGCCCUGACUCUAUUGGCUUCUUACCUGGAUGCCUUCUCAGCCUCCUCAUCUAUAAAAUGGGGAUAGUGCCUUCAGUACCUGCUCCAGCCAACCCCUCCCCAACAAAGAUUUGUAAAAACAAAAUGAGAGAGUAUCAGUAAAAAGCAUUCUGUAAACCUAGGCACUGUGCACCCCAGGACUAGCACAUGAUAGUACAGACAUGGAUAUAAUGGCUCAGUUUAUGUAUCAAGUUGCCUGGGCCACAGAAUGCCCAGAUAGUUGGUCAAACCUUAUACUCAGUGUUUCUGUGAGGGUGUUUUUGUAUGAGAUUGACAUCUAAAUUUGUAGACUGAGUAAGCCAAAGUGCCCUUUCCAGUGUGGGUGGACCUCAUCCAAUCAGUUGAAGACCUGAAUAGAGAGAGGGAAAAAAAAAAAAAAAAAAAAGCUUCUCCCCUAAGAAUUCUUCCUGCCUUUUGGAACUGAAACAUGGGCUUUUUCUGGUCUCAAGCCUGCUGGCCUUUAGAUGGGAACUGCGUCAUCAGCUCUCCAAGGUCUCCAGCUUGCUGUUCUCUGCAGAACCUGGACUUGCCAGCCUCAUAACCACAUGAGCCAAGUUCUCAUAAUA